This is a messenger RNA of Carcharodon carcharias (great white shark), 3289 nucleotides long. It is a transcript of the gene lsm14b, whose product is annotated as LSM family member 14B. Bases 126 to 1418 code for a protein of 430 amino acids. The transcript has 10 exons. Lineage: Eukaryota; Metazoa; Chordata; Chondrichthyes; Lamniformes; Lamnidae. Gene Ontology annotation, molecular function: mRNA binding. The record is from RefSeq and is a predicted model, not a curated record.
GCGGGAGGGAGGUGGGGUUCUGCUGUGUGUGCAGCCGCAGGGAGCGAGAGAAAGGAAGGGGAAAAAUUAGCACGGGAAGGGGGAAAAGAAAGGAAAUCGGCCGGUCACCAGAUUCCCCCGUCACCAUGAGCGGCGGGACGCCGUAUAUCGGCAGCAAGAUCAGCCUCAUCUCCAAGGCGCAGAUCCGCUACGAGGGCAUCUUGUACACCAUCGACACGGACAACUCCACCGUGGCCCUGGCCAAGGUGCGAUCAUUUGGAACAGAAGACCGCCCCACAGACAGACCUGUUGCCCCAAGAGAUGAGAUCUAUGAAUACAUCAUCUUCCGGGGGAGUGAUAUCAAGGACAUUACUGUGUGUGAACCUCCAAAACCUCAACCCCAGGACCCUGCUAUUGUACAGUCUUCGUUGAGUGCUUCAUCAAACACUUCAUUUCAACCUCCUACGUCAUACAGCCCAUUCCGUAGUAUGACUCCAUAUAACCAGUUUGCUGGAGGAGGAUCUCUGGUUGGACAGCAGUAUGGUAGCUCUGUGGGUUUAGGAUGUUCAACACCCACCCAAAUCACAACUGUUUCUCACUCCUCCAGUACUGAUAGUCCUCCCUCACCACAACCAGCCUUUACAGAGCUUGAAAUACCACCUGAUCCAGCACCCUUGCAGAAAAGUCAGCUGAUUUCUCAGGCAGCUACAGGCUUUCCAUUUUUGCCACCAAGACAAAGUCCUAUGGUGGAACAGGGUGUACAGACAAGCCCUACAGAAGGUCUUAACCAGAAGAACCUGCAACAGGACAAAAUCCCUGCCAGUAUAAAUCAGCAAUCUGUUGGACAGGAGCAAAGGAAAGUUGUACAGCCAACUCCACAGCAAAGUCAAGCUCAAGUGAAUGACGAGAAUAAAAAGCCUCAGCCUCAAAGGAGACGAUCGGGCAACAGAAGAGUCAGAAACCGUGGAAGAGGGCAAAACUUUUCUGGAAAUAAUAAAGAAGCAACAAUGAAGUUUGAAGGGGACUUUGAUUUUGAAAGUGCAAAUGCUCAGUUUAACAAGGAAGAGUUUGAAAAGGAGUUCCAAAAUAAACUCAAAAUAAAAGAUGAUAAGGUUCAUAAAGGAGAUCUUGGUGACCAAGAAGAAAAAGGAGAUCCAAAUGUUGAGACACCAAGCACUGAAGGAAAUAAAGAAGAACCACCUCUUGGACCCAACUGUUACUAUGACAAAACAAAAUCAUUCUUUGAUAAUAUUUCAACUGAGCCAAAGACAAGGCGUACAUGGGCUGAAGAAAGAAAACUUAAUACAGAAACUUUUGGGAUCUCGGCUAAAUUUCUUCGUGGACGUGGUUUUCGUGGAGGCUUCCGUGGUGGAAGAGGACGUGGAGGAGGGAGAAGAACCUCUUCAAUGCCAAGAAAUAGUGGUGGUAGCAGGGUUUAGUAAGAAACCCUAGAUGAUGUUGAGAAGAUUUGGGUUUUUGGGUUCUGUGUAUAUACACUAAAAGAAUUGGCACUACGGAUGUUACUUGUGAACUAGUGGGUAUUCAAUUUUUGUUUAAAUACACCCAAAGGAGCAACUGGCAAGCUAGUUGUAAAAUGCUGCUUCUAGUAUCCUGUCAAUUAAGGUUUUGUAUUGAUUUUGAGGUCCUUAUGCAGUGAAAAAGGAGAUGAAUGUGUUUAUUUUGGGUUAGCUGUGUGUUUAACAGGUGGGAGUAAUUGCUUGUCUGUAACUGGCUAGUUUGCACAAAUCGUGCAAGAGCUUAAUUUAUUAUUUUGAAGAACCAAGCUUCCAUAUUGCAUCUGUUGCUGCAUAUGCUCAGGAUUGCCACCAGUCCUUUCUAUUGCCAUGACAAAACAUCCUUAUAUCUUGAGUAUCUGAAAUGUUUCUCACCCAUGCAGAUUCUCUGAGCUCCAUAUGGUACUGAAGGGUAAGACUUGUGUGCCUGUUUUAAUCCACUUAAAUUUAAACAACUUCUUUGAAGUACUGUAAAAUCAUUAAAGGAUGGUGCAAUGAACAGUAACAAACAUGCGUAGGCAUGAACAGAUUAUCCAUGCCUCUUCUAUGCACUUGAAAUUGAGUAACUUAAAUAUUUUUAGUUGCAUCUGUUACUUCAUCUUAGCUUAAAAUUUGUUUUUAUUGAUAUAUCCUUGUUAUUUGAACAAUUGUAAACAGUGACUUAUUUUCAAGUGCUUUCCAACUGCUCUCUUCAAUCUUCAAUGUUUUGGAAUUGCUUUCCACUUAACCUCCAUGUUUGCAUGGGUGGAAAGGAUGACUUCAUUUAACCUGUAUUUGCCUGUAGCUGCAUUUUAUAUUGGUAGCUUAAUUCUGACUUCUGGAGACCAUGUGUGGGUCAGCUGCCUCCCAGCAAAUACAGUGCUAAAUCUGGCUCCUCUUUAGCUUCAAUCCAGUUAUUCAUGAGUGCAAUUCUGCCACCAGGGUAAGGGAGCUGAAUUUAGCAACAUGAAUAUUGACACUGCUCAAGGAUGCUGGUCUCCGAGAAUCUGAAUAAACGGUGCCACUAUAAAAAUCAGUGUAAGUAUACAUCAAUUUAUAAUCCAUCAGCCAAGUAUGCCACCUUUGGAUGGUGUAAAUAUUCUCAAUGGACUCCCAUGUUUUGCAGCUUGUAAUAAAGCUUCACAUUUUGGAGUGCAUUAGUACUGAGGUUGGUGGUAUAAUACUGAUGGGAAUCCAACUGCUAAGAUUACUUUUUUUAAUGGGAUACACCUUGAGGCAUAAAUUCCUUAUAUAAAUUCUUGGAUUGUAGCAUGUGCAUAAUUGGUUUAUUUUGUCUGGCACAUAUCCAAUUUAUGAAUGUGCUGGAUUUAAAUUUCCGUGCAACAUUUUUUGAGUUCAAAAUUUUUUUUAAUGCUAUAAAUACCAAGAAUUGCAUGGAAUGCCAGCUAUGAAACUAAUAAUCUGGAUGUUCACUGCAGUGUGCAAAGUAAGGAUAAUCAUUUUGAAAAGGAAAUGUGCAACAUUGCUCUGUACAAAGCUAAUGUGUUUUGGAUAUGUUCAGAUACCUGCAGAUGUUUGUGUUGUAUAAACUUUGUUUCAUUUUUUUAAAAAAAGAAUUUUUUGGCACUUGUUGAUCUAGGAAGAGUUGGCUAGCUUUGGAAGAUGACUACCUUCAGAGCAUUCAUUGUUCUGCAAGCAAGCCUGUUAUUGCACACAUUUUGAAAAUUUUGAAGACUGACAUUACAUAAUGUCAUAAAGCCAUGGUAACUGCACUCUUGUAGCAAUAAAUAUUGUGUGAAGUACACUUUAACAUUGGGCAAAUACCCCAAUGAUUUAAUAAAUGACGAGCAAAGAUA